This is a messenger RNA of Mytilus californianus (California mussel), 1746 nucleotides long. RefSeq names its product monocarboxylate transporter 4-like. The transcript has 8 exons. Gene Ontology annotation, biological process: transmembrane transport; monocarboxylic acid transport. Bases 349 to 1485 code for a protein of 378 amino acids. Lineage: Eukaryota; Metazoa; Mollusca; Bivalvia; Mytilida; Mytilidae. Gene Ontology annotation, molecular function: monocarboxylic acid transmembrane transporter activity. The record is from RefSeq and is a predicted model, not a curated record.
CAGGAAAGAUGCUGGUGUACUACUUCAUAUUGUUACUUUGAAAACAGAGAAUAAACAAUUCUCUAUGACGCUUACAGAGAAGGAAAACGUUGCUAAAGCUUCAACUAGACAACUUGUUCCAAAUGGCGGCUAUGGUUGGAUUGUUGUCUUUGGAGGAUUUAUAGUUUUUAUGGUAUUCAUCGGUUUUAACUCAGCUAUUGGUUUAAUAUAUGUCGAAUUAACUGAAAACUGGGGCGUUGGGAAAGAAAAUCUACAAUGGAUAGGAUCAAUGCAAACUGGACUUGCCUGUUUAAUGGAUAAAAACUUUUUAUAGUUUUGAAACUAGGAAUUUUGAAGGGCCAGAUUUAAAUGAUUGGACCAUUUGUAUCAUCUGUUUCAAGUCUAUUCAGCUGUAGACGGAUAGUAAUAGUAGGUGGAUGUCUACAGUUUGUUGGAUACCUCCUAAGUGCUUUUGUUAGUACAGUUAACCUUCUCUAUGUAACACUGGGAAUUGUAGUAGGUAUAGGAAACGGUUUAACAAUAACGUCUUCACUGCUGAUAUUAAAUGAGUUCUUCGACAGGAAAUUACCUUUAGCUACUGGUAUUGUUUUAUCUGGAGCAGGAAUUGGAAAUAUAAUAUUCUCACCUCUAAUUGACUUCUGUCUCAAGAACUACGGGUACCAAGGAACUCUUAUGAUAUCUGCCGCAAUUGCAUUAAAUGUACAGAUAACAGCAGCAACAUUUUCUCAAAAGCGACCAAAACAAGGUCAAAUAUUUAGCUUUAGUAAACAACUGUCCGAUAUGAUGGAUAUUGACCUUCUAAAGACUCCAGCGUUUGCUUUUUGUAUUAUUACAAACACCUUGUCGUCAAUGGGGUUUUAUGUACCGUUUGCAUUUCUUCCAAACUCGGCGGCACAUUAUGGAAUUGAAGAGACCAAUAUUCCAUGGCUUAUAUCAAUGAUUGGUUGUUCAUCGUCAUUAGGCAGACCGUUUAUUGGAUGGAUGGCUGUAACGUUCUAUAGACAUAAAAUAGUGCUGUAUUCAUUCAUACUAACUGUCUGUGGAAUAUCUAUUUUAAUGAUGCAGAUUUGGAGAGAGUUUUAUUUUCUUGCUAUUGCAUGUGCCAUAUUUGGAGUUACCUCAGGAGGCACUGUGUGUUUGUCAACGAGUAUAUUACCUGAUAUAGUACUACCAAAAUCACUUUGUAAUAGUGUUGGUAUAACGUUACUUUUUCAAGGUCUCGGUAGUAUUAUUGGUACACCUGUUGCAGGUGGUCUAACAGAAAUGGUUAUGAAUGAUGGUAUAAUUUACAUAUACGGCGGUAGUACAUUCCUCUGUGCUGCUAUCACCCUGGUCCCAAUAAUUUAUAUAACUACCUCAGAAAAACAUAGGCAAAGAUUUAAUCAAAAAGCUCUGGUAACGGUCGAAUCCGAUUUACCAGAUAUCAUUAUUAACGUUGAUAGACGACAUUCCAUAACUGACACCGAAUGGAUUGUAAAUGUUUGAAUAUGCAACAAUAACACAGAAAAGAUCUGACUUUUAUGUUCGAAUAUUUUUUUAACUUACAAGUAUAUCAAUAUGACAACAGACUAGUAAAACCGUAUAUCGCCAUAAUGUUGUAGCUAGAAAGUUCUCGAACUCUCUACAGAUCAAAUGAUUGCUUGGCUCAGGUGUUAAUGUAUGUUGUUAGUUCUAUAACAGCAAGGUGGUUAUUUUAUUUAUUUAUCAGUUAUAUUUUGUUGAAUAAAAUUAGUUUUUAAUAAACGA